This is a messenger RNA of Heterotrigona itama, 413 nucleotides long. The record is from the annotation of a GenBank genome assembly. Lineage: Eukaryota; Metazoa; Arthropoda; Insecta; Hymenoptera; Apidae.
CCAUCAUUCGAUCGUGACAGACGUCAAAGAUCGACGACAUUAAUCGCCAUGGCUCGUGCAGUGGUUCUACUCCUUCUCGUCGUAGCUAUUGCUUACAGCACUUGCACACCCGGAGGCCAGCCACAAGUGUGGUCCCAACGAAGAGUUCAAAUCUUGCGGAUCUCCGUGUGUAGAUACCUGUGAGAAACCAGCAUCACCUAUCUGUACUCUGAUUCAAUGAAUUUCAAACAUUAAAAUGGUGUUUCAAAGUUCAAGAUAUUGAAUUUGAAAUAGAUGAGAAAAUAUCUUUCGAGAUACUAACAGCGAUACAAUUUGGUGGCGGUGGUCUUCCACAUCGAGGCUCGCACGCGGUACCACAAAAUUUGAACACUUGGUUCGGUGGACAGAUUAUGCCCGCGUCGAUGACUGAAUAA